AUGGACCCUUCAAGAGACCCAAAUUUUAUUCCGCCAUCAGAAAUUGAAAACGAAGAUAUUAAAAUAUCUCCUUUGGCACCAAAAUCUGAUAUUCCUAAAGCAGUACCAAUACGACCAAUUGUAUUAGCUGACUAUAAUUAUGGUAUAGACGCUCCUUUUCAUCCACAUACACAUGAUCAGAGAAGAAGAGAAAUCAACGAGCAUAGAAAAGAUUCUAAUGUGAAACAUGGCAUUAUUCCCAGAGUCCAUAAUGACCUACAAACAAAUACACCCUCUCCAGAAUCAGAAGACUCGAACGAAGAGGAACAAGAUGACGGGUCUGCCACCAAGGAUACUAGUAAAAACAAUCACGACAAAAUUCACAAGACUCACGAUUUUUUCCAUUACAAUGAGAACCCAUACUUGAAGAUUAAUAAGGAUCAAAUUGCUGACUUAGAAGAAGUUCCCCACGGUGUAGUCCGCCAAGCUUCAACGUUAGCCGAAUACGAGUUUCCUACCCAUAGAUUACAAAAAAAACUAAGUAGUCCAAACAAAUUCCCACUAGUUAUCGUCGCUUGCGGUUCCUUUAGCCCUAUCACUUAUUUGCAUCUGCGCAUGUUUGAAAUGGCGUUAGAUUCAAUUAGUGAACAGACAAGAUUUGAAGUGGUUGGUGGAUAUUACAGUCCUGUCAGUGAUAAUUAUCAAAAACCGGGAUUAGCACCCUCCAAUCAUAGGGUGCGUAUGUGCGAGCUAGCCAGUGAAAGAACUAGUAAUUGGUUGAUGGUAGACGCUUGGGAAUCUUUACAGCCUGAAUAUACUAGAACAGCCAAAGUUUUGGAUCAUUUCAAUGAAGAAAUAAACUUGAAAAGGGGUGGUGUUCAAACUAUAACUGGUGAAAAAAUAGGUGCCAAGAUUAUGUUAUUGGCUGGUGGUGACUUGAUUGAAAGUAUGGGUGAGCCUAAUGUUUGGGCAGAUGCUGAUUUACAUCAUAUUUUGGGUAAUUACGGGUGUCUUAUUGUGGAAAGGACCGGUACUGACGUUAGAAGUUUUUUAUUGUCUCAUGAUAUUAUGUACGAGCAUCGUAGAAAUAUAUUGGUUAUUAAGCAACUCAUUUACAAUGAUAUUUCUUCUACCAAAGUCCGUCUUUUUAUUAGAAGAGGUAUGAGUGUGCAAUAUCUUUUGCCCAAUAGUGUAAUUAGGUAUAUCCAAGAACAUGGAUUGUAUAUUAAUACAAGCGAAUCUGUCAAAAAUGUGUUGAGUAAUAAAGAUUAA
This is a messenger RNA of Saccharomycodes ludwigii, 1251 nucleotides long. RefSeq names its product nicotinamide-nucleotide adenylyltransferase NMA2 (gene NMA2). Lineage: Eukaryota; Fungi; Ascomycota; Saccharomycetes; Saccharomycodales; Saccharomycodaceae. The record is from RefSeq and is a predicted model, not a curated record. Gene Ontology annotation, molecular function: nicotinate-nucleotide adenylyltransferase activity; nicotinamide-nucleotide adenylyltransferase activity. Gene Ontology annotation, biological process: NAD+ biosynthetic process. The transcript has a single exon. The coding region runs from base 1 to 1251 and encodes 416 amino acids.